AUGUACACUACCAGCGGACUUCAUAUAAUCAACGAAGACUUGUCCUUGUGCUCCUCUGGUGUUCGACUUCCUCACACAUUUCAUUUGCAGGAAUUGAAGUUCUUGAACACUCGAACAGGAUCUCAAAAUCCUAAGACGAAGAAGAAGAAAAGAACGAUGACCGAUAGCAUCGCCUUGAUGGCUGCUCGCCGACGCUUGUUGGCCAUUCUAGAUGAGAUCCUAGCUGUGGACGCAAAUCUGGACCAAGAAGCCGUGGCACGUUACCUCACCCAUAAUUCGAUUGAACUCAUGCAAUUGCCUGCAACCCGUGCUGUUUGGCCCCAGGCGCUCCGCGAGAAUUUUUCCAUUGCGGGCGCAAUCAAUGUUGACUAG
Seminavis robusta is the source of this 372-nucleotide messenger RNA. NCBI's taxonomy places the organism in Eukaryota, Bacillariophyta, Bacillariophyceae, Naviculales, Naviculaceae. The record is from the annotation of a GenBank genome assembly.